GUUUGCCCGCUUACGCAUAGCAGCACCUGGGGCUUUGCAGUAGGGUGUGUAGCGCAGGGUAGAUCGCAGGCCUAGCGUGUGUGAGGCCGCGGGUUUGGUCCCCCGCUCAAAAAAGUUUAGUUCUUCAGGCCUCCCGGGCCCUUCUCUGUGUUUGCGGAACGUGGGAUCAUAGACUGGUAGUCAGGCCAGAACUCUGAGGUCCAGAAGGUGGAGUCACACUUUGGAGGAGUAGAGACGGGACAGCUGCAAAUCUGCCCAUGGGCCCUGCGCCAGGGGCUUCCCAAGACGCGCGUCCUGCAUCUGGGACUCCCAGCUGGAGCAGGACAGGAAGACAAGCAGGCAGGAGGAGGAGGAGGUGCCUCUGCUGGCGCCACCUUCUCCCUGCCCCCACACUCCUUCCAGUCCCAAGUGAUCUUUCCCCCAGAUCCCAGGGUCCAGGCUGUGGGCCAGAGGCAGCUGGGAUUGGUCAGGGCUGGAGGAGGCGGGUCCAGCCUCCAUGACCCCUUCUGCUGAGCAGAGCAGGUGGAUUUCCAAGAUAGAGCAGGGGCCGCAGGGCAGCUGCUGCCUUCAGCUGCGACCUGUCUUCCAGACAUGGGCCCGGGUUCGCUUGCUCUCCAGCCCUGCGGCCCAGCAGGAAUGCAGACAGCCUGAACACCGCCAGUUUAUGGCCUGACCCGUGCCCCUGAUCCAGGCACACCUGGCCCCGGGCAUGGAGGCUGUGGAGCCGGUUCCUCCGGCGGUGGACCUGGUGCUUGGUGCCUCAGCCUGUUGCCUGGCCUGCCUGUUCACCAACCCCCUGGAGGUGGUGAAGACGCGGCUGCAGCUUCAGGGAGAGCUGCAGGCCAAGGGUACCUACCCUCGGCUCUACCGUGGCUUGGUGGCUUCGGUGGUUGCUGUGGCCCGUGCAGACGGCCUGCGGGGCCUGCAGAAGGGGCUGGCCGCCGGCCUCCUGUACCAGGGCCUCAUGAAUGGUGUCCGAUUCUACUGCUACAGCCUGGCGUGCCAAGCUGGCCUCAGCCAGCAGCCAGGGGGCACUGUGGUCGCAGGUGCCGUGGCUGGGGCACUGGGAGCAUUUGUGGGGAGCCCUGCUUACCUGGUGAAGACGCAGCUGCAGGCCCAGACGGUGGCCGCCAUGGCCGUGGGGCACCAGCACCAGCACCAGAGCGUCCUGGGCGCCUUGGAGACCAUCUGGCGGCAGCAGGGCCUGCUGGGGCUGUGGCGGGGCGUGGGCGGGGCGGUGCCCCGAGUCAUGGUGGGUUCGGCCACCCAGCUGGCCACCUUCGCCUCCGCCAAGGCCUGGGUACAGGAGCAACAGUGGCUCCCGGAGGAGAGCUGGCUGGUGGCCCUGGCGGGGGGCAUGAUCAGCAGCGUAGCUGUUGCCGUUGUCAUGACCCCCUUCGACGUGGUCAGCACACGGCUGUACAAUCAGCCCGUGGAUGGAGCUGGCAGGGGCCAGCUGUAUGGGGGCCUCGCCGACUGCCUGGUGAAGAUCUGCCAACAGGAGGGCCCCUCAGCGCUCUACAAGGGCCUUGGCCCGGCCUACCUGCGCCUGGGCCCCCACACCAUCCUCAGCAUGCUCUUCUGGGAUGAGCUGCGAAAGCUAGCCAGCCGGGCCCAGCACCAGGACACCUAGGCCAGAGCAAUGGUCGAGACCCCAGGCCCAGGUCCUGCACAGGUCCAGGGAAAGUGCCGACUGCUUUGGUCAACCCAGCCCCGGAGGACCAGCAUCCACUCGGAAUCACCACCCCUCCAUCCUUGUUCUUCUCGGUCCGGGGCCAGCACACCCCAGCUCCUGGCUCCUUCUCAGGAGCCUCUGCGGCACCAGUAUUGCCGGGAGCUGUGCCACUCUCCCGCUCCAGCUCGCUGGGCCCUCCGACAGCGUGACAGGCAUCCUGGCCAAAGCCACGCAGCUGCGGGGCGGCAGAGCCAGGACUGGAGCUUCGCCCUGCCUGCCCGGACCUGGGCUUUUGACAAGAGUACUGCUGUACCGGGGUGGUGGGACUGGAGCAGGCCUUAGGGGCCCCUGUCCAGGUGAGGAGCCCCUGGUGCGCUCCCUGUCUUGUAUCUAGGGCCGCUCUACCAGGGUGCCACGUAGUCCAGGACUUAAACACUAGAAAUUUAUUUUCUCACAUCUGCAGGCUGCAAGUUGGAGACUCAGCUGCUGGUAGGGCUCAUUUCCUUCUCCUCCCUUCUUCCCUUCCUCCUUUUUUCCUCCUUCCCUCCUUCCUUCCUUCCUUCCUUCCUCCAU
Molecule: messenger RNA, 2248 nt
Organism: Chinchilla lanigera (long-tailed chinchilla)
Lineage: Eukaryota; Metazoa; Chordata; Mammalia; Rodentia; Chinchillidae
Gene: Slc25a34
Product: solute carrier family 25, member 34
Exons: 5
Coding region: 710-1633 (307 amino acids)
Source: RefSeq, a predicted model, not a curated record